GGAGGAGCCAAGAAGAGAAGAGAAGUGUAGUGCAGCUUCAAUUAAUCGCACAAAACUAUCAAUUCUAGCUAUGGAUUUCCAUUGUUUCAACCAUGAAUUUGUUGUGUCAUCUUGGUGAAUACUAAGAAGAGUUGCAAGAUAGUGAUGGGGUAAGUGUUUAUGAUUGCAAAAUAUUCGAGUACAGAAUGUUUACUGAGAGACUGACUGGUGACGAAUCACUUACUCAAGAUUUCGAAGCGUUGAGCGUGUCAAAACGUCUCGUCAGAAGCGUUAGCCAGAAGUUGAGGAAGAAGAACAACCGAGGCAGAUUGGAGGAAGAGGAUGGUGUAAAGGGGGUAUCUUUGAGAUGUCUUACUUUGUAUAGUAGGGGUGCGGGCUGCAAAGUAGGAGCUGACACGGGUGAGGAAGUUGGAGAUCCGAGUAGCAGGAGGAGGUCAAGUGCCAGUGAUGAAGGCAAAGGGUACAAGCUGAUAUGUGGCCCCGAGGAAACUGGAGUUGAUUGCUUCUCAUACGGGGUGAAGGAGAGAUUUUGGAAGAAGCACAACAAAAAAGAUUUUGAGCUUGAAGAAUCCAUAAGAAAUUGUAGAAUGCAUAUAUUUCUUCCAGAUGACAUAUUGGAGAUGUGCUUAGUUAGGCUCCCACUGACCAGUCUCAUGACUGCACGUCUUGUGUGCAAGAAAUGGAGACACUUAACUACCACUCCUCGGUUCCUGCAAAUGAGACGUGAAGGCUCACAUCAGAAUCCAUGGUUGUUUCUAUUUGGCGCUGUAAAAGAUGGCUAUUGCUCUGGUGAGAUACAUGCCCUUGACGUGUCCCUAGAGCAAUGGCACAGGAUGGAUGCCAAUAUUCUCAAAGGGAGGUUCAUGUUCUCUGUUGCCAGUAUCCAGGAUGAUAUUUAUAUUGUUGGAGGGUGUUCAAGCUUGACCAACUUUGGCAAGGUGGAUAGGAGUUCUUUCAAGACGCAUAAAGGGGUCAUAAUAUUUAGCCCCUUGACUAAAUCAUGGAGAAAAGUUGCACCCAUGAAGUAUGCAAGAUCUGUGCCUAUCUUGGGGAUUUCUGAGGUAAGUUCAGAUUUUUCUGUUGGUCAAAGCCAUCAGAUCCGGCAAGACAGACGCCCCAGAACACGGGUUGGUGGGGUAUCAGAUGUUUAUGAAGAUCCUCACAGGCUCUCUCUGAGGCGUCAAUACAGAAACACAGUUGAUGAAAAUGAGGCUUCGUUGCUGCCCAAUAGGAAGUCAUACAAGUUUGUUAGAACAAGAAGUGAUCUAGCAGGCACAAAGGGUGGCAGAAGGUUUGUUCUAAUUACCGUGGGCGGUCAUGGAUCUUGGGAUGAGCCUUUGGAUUCUGGAGAAAUAUAUGAUUCCCUGUCAAAUAAAUGGACAGAUAUCCAAAAGCUGCCAGUAGAUGUUGGAAUUAUUUGUUCUGGGGUUGUUUGUAAUGGGGUCUUUUAUGUUUAUUCCGAGACCGACAAGCUCGCAGGAUAUGACAUAGAAAGGGGUUUCUGGAUUCGUGUUCAAACCACUCCAUUCCCGCCGCGAGUUCACGAGUACUACCCGAAGCUCGUGUCCUGCAACGGCCGGUUGUUCAUGCUAUCUGUCUCCUGGUGUGAAGGGGAUGGUCAAAUAGGAAGAAGAAACAAGGCAGUGAGAAAAUUGUGGGAGCUGGAUCUCUUUUAUCUUACCUGGACAGAGGUUUCAGUGCAUCCUGAUGCUCCAAUGGACUGGAAUGCCGCCUUUAUGUCCGAUCAAAACCUGAUAUUUGGCAUAGAGAUGUUCAAAAUAUUUGGUCAAGUAUUGGAUUUUUUGACUGUAUGUGAUAUCUCGGGUAAGGGGAUGAACUGGAGUCACAUUUCAAGGAACCAUGUAACUCAUGAAUUUGAUGCUUCUUCGUGCAUGACUAAGUCCAUGGUCGUUCUACAUCUGUAAAGUCUUUUAUUCUUUCGCCAUCCAGAGCAUUUGACGUCCAUUCUUCCUCGUUCGAGAUAUAUAAAUCCAACUUGGCGAUUCCACUUUGAGGUGUUCAGUUCUCAUAUAGUGCAUUCGUAUCUUGGUGAUUACCCAUGAACUCAAAUUUCUUUAAUAAAGCUUUUAGUGGAGGUAUGUUUGCUCAUGUAAUCUUUGUAUUUAUUUUGUCCACCAGACAUUCAUUUAUUUUGCUGUUGUAAUUGAAGAUAAACCGUUCUUCACCUACUUUUAGUGCAUAAUUUUUUCUCUCA
Messenger RNA from Morus notabilis, 2215 nucleotides. Its product is annotated as F-box/kelch-repeat protein At5g42350. Lineage: Eukaryota; Viridiplantae; Streptophyta; Magnoliopsida; Rosales; Moraceae. The record is from RefSeq and is a predicted model, not a curated record. Bases 186 to 1925 code for a protein of 579 amino acids. The transcript is spliced from 3 exons. Gene Ontology annotation, molecular function: protein binding. Gene Ontology annotation, cellular component: SCF ubiquitin ligase complex.